AUGAAGAAGAAUUUAAGGAAUUUAAAGAGAAAUAGAGGCGGCAAUUCAAAGGCAGCGUCGAAUAAAAGAAAUAAUAAUGAUAAUAUUGGACCAAGGAAAGCCAGUAAGAGAUCUGUCCGAAAAAGUGACAGAAACAAAGAAGAACAGGAAGAGCAGAACCUUUCGAUUACUAUGGUUAACUCCGAAGAUGAAAAAGAUGAUAAUUUAGGCGGCAGCAAAUCCGAUGAAGCGGAAAAUCUUGCUACUGUUCAGUCCUCAAAACUUUUCAAUAAACGAAUCCGAAGACGCCCUCCGGAGAAAUAUGCCGAAUAUGCAGCUUAUCGGGGUCAUACAACCAGUUGGGCAGUAUUAUCAAAAAAAGAAAAGCAAGAACUUGCACUGCGAGCAUUUGCGGAAAGCACAGACGGCACAGUGAAAUGUCUGAAUGAAAAAUGUACAAAAGCUUUGAAGACUGUGGAGGAUAUUAUUAAUCACGUAGAUAGGUGUCUGAAAUUACCGGAAUAUUUCAAAUAUAUAGGUAAGGCUGAUGCGUUUCGAGUGCUUGAUAAAGUCACUAAAGCGAAAAUAUUACGGGUUUCAAUGAAUGCAUUGGAAGUUUUGCCGUGUUUGAAUGUCGAUACAUUGAACUGUGCACAAAAAUAUGGGCAUCGCUAUGCACUGUCAUAUCAUCUUGAGAGAUGUGGUCAGGACAGGGAUCAGUUGCCUUGGAAAUGUUGGAAAUGCGGAGUUACAGCCACUGUAGCAGAUGGUCGUGAGCAUUUGGCCUUGUGUGCAAAUCGAAAAACAAGAGCGAAAGGAGAAAGAUCGGACGAUGAAUCAUACUCUGGAAAUUCAGAAAUUGAUGAAUUGGAUAUGGAUAUUUCAAGGAAAUUUGGAAAAAAUAGGAAAUCUGGUAAACAGAAAGUGGCGUCAAUAGCACAGGGAUAUUUGCCGGAGAAAAGUUCACGCAUUAAAAUAGCUGAUGGAGUUAAACGGUUUAAAUUUAAAAGCGCAAAUCUUGAAGCAAAUGCUCCAACACCACAUGAAUUAAUGCAAUAUCAAGAAACGAUUGAUCGAGCUAACGAGUUGCUUCGGAUACAAAGAGAAAAGGAAUCUCCAUGUGAUGUGCUUGUCCAAUUUGAACGUCGUCCAAAUAAUUUUAAACGUAUUACACCUUGUGAUUUCAGUGAAAAUCUGAAUAUCAUGCUCGAUAAGUGCUCCAUUCCCGUAAUACUUCCUUCUGGCAGAAGCAAGGAAUGGCAACCGGCAUCAUCGGAUGAAAGUCGAAGUGGAAGUGCAAAAGAUGUUGAAAAAGAUCAGAUCAAGGAAAGAUUGCCAGUUUUUGUACCCAAACCUUUACAUUGCAAGACGAGAAAAGUACAUUUUACGUUAGCUGAAAAUGAUAUACACGAAAUUGGUUGUGUAGCAUAUUGCGGAGGACCAAUAUCAACAAUUGAAAGCUGUCCACGAAAACUUGAAGAUGGUCGUGAAUGUGUAGCUGUCACGGUUUUUGCUGAUGAAGAAUAUUUAGUUUUAAAAAAUCGGAAAAGUUGUCAUAAUGAUUAUAUUCAAUUCUGGAUCUAUGACAAUAAACCGGAAAGGAUCUCUGCAUCUUUGUGGUUUCUUCUGGAAGUGAACUACAGCACGAUACUUUGUACAGCUUGGUGUCCAUCGUUACGAAAUUCUGUUAAACAAGAUAGCAAAUUGUCAAAUUUUGUUGGUAUUCUUGCAGUCGGUGGUAUAAAUGGUCCAAUUUCACUUUAUGGAAUACGUAAUGACAUGCCGAUCCCUUCAACCAGUGAUAAUGACCAACUGGUGUACCGUUGCUCCGAACCUGAUUUGGUUCUUUUCUGUCCAGAAUGUUGUAAUAAUGCACCAACUAUUUCAAUUGCAUGGAGUGAAAAAGGUGGUUCUAGCAAAUUGGCAGCUGUAUCUGCAUCAGGUACACUCCUACAAUACACUUUUUACUUUACCCUCUAG
This is a messenger RNA of Acanthocheilonema viteae, 1959 nucleotides long. NCBI's taxonomy places the organism in Eukaryota, Metazoa, Nematoda, Chromadorea, Rhabditida, Onchocercidae. The record is from the annotation of a GenBank genome assembly.